AUGUCCCAGCUCCUGGUCCUCCCACUUGUGAUGCUCGCCAUCAACUCGGACCUAGGAGCCUCCCAGGAAGCAGCUUUUGGUCCUUCUCAAGAAGAACCUGGAGAUCUCGACUGCGGGCGGCCUGAGCCCUCUGCCCGCAUCGUGGGGGGCUCGGACGCACAGCCGCGCACGUGGCCCUGGCAGGUGAGCUUGUAUCACCGGGGAGGGCACGUGUGUGGGGGCUCCCUCAUCGCCCCCUCCUGGGUGCUCUCGGCUGCCCACUGUUUUGUGGAGAACGGGACCUUGGAGCCCGCGGCUGAGUGGUCAGUGGUGCUGGGCGUGCACUCCCAGGACGGGCCCCUGGACGGCGUGCACGUGCGCGCGGUGGCCUCCAUCCUGGUGCCCGACAGCUACAGCGGCGUGGAGCACGGCGCCGACGUGGCCCUCCUGCGCCUGGCCGCGCCCGCCACCCUGGGCGCCGCCGUGCGCCCCGUCUGCCUGCCCCGCGCCUCGCACCGCUUCGCGCACGGCGCCAGCUGCUGGGCCACCGGCUGGGGGAACGUCCAGGAGGCCGACCCUCUGCCUGUCCCCUGGGUGCUACAAGAAGUGGAGCUAAAGCUGCUAGGUGAGGCGGCCUGUCAGUGUCUCUACAGCCGGCCAGGACCCUUCAACCUGACUUUCCAGCUGCUGCCAGGGAUGCUGUGCGCCGGCUAUCCAGAGGGCCGCAGGGACACUUGCCAGGGAGACUCUGGGGGGCCCCUGGUCUGUGAGGAAGGCGGUCGAUGGUUCCAGGCAGGAAUCACCAGCUUUGGUUUCGGCUGUGGACGGAGGAACCGCCCAGGGGUCUUCACUGCUGUGGCCUCCUACGAGAAAUGGAUCCGGGAACAGGUGAUGGGCUCGGAGACUGGGCCUGCCUUUCCCCCCCAGUCCCCAGAGUCCCAGUCAGGCCCCCAGGAACCCACAGAUGAAAACUGUACCAUCGCCCUGCCAGAAUGCGGGAAGGCCCCGCGUCCAGAAGCCUGGCCCUGGGAGGCUCAGGUGACGGUGCCAGGAUCCAGACCCUGCCAUGGGGCGUUGGUGUCUGAAAGCUGGGUCUUGGCCCCGGCCAGCUGCUUUCUGGAUCCCAUCAGCUCAGACCGCAGGCCCCAGGACCUGGACGACUGGCGCGUGCUGCUGCCCUCGCGACGGGGCGCGGAGCGGGUGGCGCGUCUGGUGCGGCACGAGAACGCCUCGUGGGACGACGCCGCCGACCUGGCGCUGCUGCAGCUGCGCGCGCCCGUCAACCUGAGCGCGGCGCCGCGGCCCGUGUGCUUGCCCUACCCCGAGCACUACUUCCUGCCGGGGAGCCGCUGCCGCCUGGCGCGCUGGGGCCGCGGCGAAGCCGCGCCCGGCCCGAGCUCGCAGCUGGAGGCCGAACUGCUGGACAGCUGGUGGUGUCACUGCCUGUACGGCCGCCAGGGGGCGUCGGUGCCGCUGCCCGGAGACCCGCCCCACGCUCUGUGUCCCGCCUACCAGGAGGAGGAAGAGGCGGGGCGCUGCUGGAACCUCUCGCGGUGGAGCCUUGUGUGCAGGGAGGAGGGGACCUGGUUCCUGGCUGGGAUCGGACCUUUGCCCUACAGCUGCCUCCGGCCUCGAGCCUUCUCCCCGCUGCAGACCCACGGCUCGUGGAUCGCCCAUGUGACACGGGGCGCAUACCUGGAAGACCAGCUGGCUUGGGACUGGGGCGCUGAGUGGGAGAAGACUGAGGCAGAGACUUGUCCCCCACACACAGAGCAGGGGGCCUGCGGCCUGCGGCCAGAGCCUGCUUCAAAGCGGGGACUGUGGCCCUGGCUGGCAGAGGUGCACGUGGCUGGUGACCGAGUCUGCACUGGGAUCCUUGUGGCACCAGGCUGGGUCCUGGCAGCCACUCACUGUGUUCUCAGGCUGGGCACCACGACGGUGCCCUACAUUGAAGUGUACCUGGGCCGGGCAGGGGCCAGCCCCCUCCCUUGGAGCCACCAGGUGUCCCGCUCGGUCAUGAGCAUCCGCCUGCCCCGUCAUCUGGGCUUCCGGCCCCCGCUGGCUCUCCUGGAGCUUAGCUCUCGGGUAGAGCCCUCCCCAUCAGCCUUGCCCGUGUGCCUUCACUCCAGGGGGUUCCCCCUGGGGGCCAGCUGCUGGGUGCUGGGCUGGAAGAACCCCCGGGACCGAGUGCCUGUGGCAGCCGCCGUCUCCAUCCUGACGCCGCAACUCUGCCACUGCCUGUACCAGGGCAUUCUGCCCCCAGGGACGCUGUGUGUUCAGUACACGGAGGGACAGGAGGACAGGUGUGAGGUGACCUCGGCCCCUCCCCUCCUGUGCCAAACUGAGGGGGGCCCCUGGGCCCUGGUGGGCAUGGCUGUGCGAGGGAGCAGAGAGUUGUUUGCCGCCGUGGGCCCAGAAGAGGCCUGGAUCUCUCAGACAGUUGGGGAGGCCCAUUUCCUGCCCCCGAGUGGCUUCCCCCACUGGACCCCAGAAAGCAGUGACCUCUGCUCCCCAGAAUUGGCGAGGGCCUCGGGUCCCCCUCGCGCGGCUCUCUUCCUCCUGCUUCUGACCCCCCUAAUCCAGAGCUGAGGAGUCUCCCCCUUCUCACAUCCUUCCCGCCCAGUGCGGCUGGAAUGUGGCCCGACCGGCUCUCUCCUUCCUUGGGAG
This is a messenger RNA of Sorex fumeus (smoky shrew), 2646 nucleotides long. It is a transcript of the gene PRSS36, whose product is annotated as serine protease 36. Lineage: Eukaryota; Metazoa; Chordata; Mammalia; Eulipotyphla; Soricidae. Gene Ontology annotation, biological process: proteolysis. The coding region runs from base 1 to 2568 and encodes 855 amino acids. The transcript has 15 exons. Gene Ontology annotation, molecular function: serine-type endopeptidase activity. The record is from RefSeq and is a predicted model, not a curated record.